Carassius auratus (goldfish) is the source of this 3110-nucleotide messenger RNA. RefSeq names its product tripartite motif-containing protein 16-like protein. NCBI's taxonomy places the organism in Eukaryota, Metazoa, Chordata, Actinopteri, Cypriniformes, Cyprinidae. Bases 84 to 1505 code for a protein of 473 amino acids. Gene Ontology annotation, molecular function: protein binding. The record is from RefSeq and is a predicted model, not a curated record. The transcript is spliced from 6 exons.
GACAUUAGUGGGAGGCUCGAGCAAACGCCAUACUCUCUCCACGACGCUGCUGUACAGUCUCUCUUUCUCCUUAACUGUAAAAGAUGGCAGAAGAAGAAGCUGGUGUUUUCGUCAACCAAGAGCAGUUCAGCUGUCCCAUCUGUAUGGACCUUCUGCGGGACCCUGUGACCAUUCCUUGUGGACACAACUACUGUAUGGAGUGCAUUAAGAGCUUCUGGGAGCAAAAGAACCAGAAGAAGACGUGCAGCUGUCCAGAGUGCAGACAGACCUUCUCGCCGAGACCUGCGCUCAACAAAAACACCCUGUUUGCUGAAGUCGUUGAGAAACUGAGACAGACUGGAAUGCGUUCGCCCACCAUCCCUGGAGUUAAGAGCCAUGAAGUCAUUGCGAAAAAAAAGCAGGACCUCGUCAUGUUCUGUCAGCAAGAGCUUAAAGAGUCACAGAAGGGAUGCCAGCAGGUGAUAAAGGAGCGCGAGUCGGAGCUACAGGAUCUGAGUCAGGCCAUAAUCUCUCUCAGGAGCUCUGCUCAGGCAGCAGUGGAAGAGACAGAGAAGAUCUUCAGCGAGCUGAUUCAGUCCAUUGAGACACUGUGUUUUGAGGUGACAGAGAUGAUCAAAGCAAAGGAGCAGCUGGAACUAGACGAGGCACAUGGAUUCAUGGAGAAACUAGAGCAGGAGAUCGCAGAGUUCAAGAGGAGAGACGCUGAAUACGACACGCUUGCACAUCUUGAUGAUGAAACUCAGUUCCUGAAGAGUUAUGAAACACUGUGUAGUCAGCCGGAGUUGGUGACCUCUCCUGCGGUUCUAGUCAAUCCGGACUUCUCUUUUGAGAUGGUGUCGAGAAAACUCACGUAUCUGAGUGAGGACAUUAAAGGCCUGUGCCAGAAAAAAUUGGAGAAAUUAUCAAAAAAAGUGACAAACCUGAAGUUUAUUCCUACCCCUGAACCUAAAAUCAGAGAGCAGUUUCUGGAAUAUUCGGGUCCCCUGACUCUGGACCUGAACACGGCUCACAGAAACCUCAGUGUUUCCUCAGAGACCGGCGAGGUGACGUGCAGCAAAACCUCUCUGUCCGUUCCUGACCACCCAGAGAGGUUUGACGGCCAUUACCAGGUCCUGUGCAGGGAGAGCGUGUCCGGCCGAUGUUACUUCGAGGCAGAGUGGAGCGGGAAGGGUCCCGUGCACAUCGCAGUGUCCUAUGAGGACAUCAACAGGAAAGGAAAGAGCACCCUGUGUGCAUUUGGACACAACGCCCAGUCCUGGAGUCUCGUGUGCUCUGAGGAUACGUAUGCAUUCUGGCACAAUGGACGGGAAACCAAGAUUCCCAAAAUGCAAUGGGCUCGCAGGGCUGGCGUUUAUGUCGAUUUCUCUGCAGGAAUCUUGGCGUUUUACAGCAUCACAGACUCAAUGAAUCUCAUCCAGGUAAUUCGGACUUCAUUCACUCAACCGCUCUAUCCUGGCUUCAGGAUUAACGUCGGGUCUAGUUUGAGACUCUGUUAUCCACUUUAGUGGCAUGAAAUGGCGUUUAUUCAGUUCCCGAGUAUUUAUGAGAAACAUAUGAAUUAUGAGAGGAUGGGUAAUACUUCACAAUAUGGUUCCAUUGGUUAACCAUAUUAGUUUGCAUCAAUAACAAUGAAAAUGCUUCUAAAGCUUAUAGAAGUCUUAGUUAAUGUUAAUUUCAUCAAUUACUAAUAUAGGCUAAUAUUAAAAUCAAAAGCUGUAUCUGUAAAAAUGAUUUCAUGGCCUAUGCUAACAUGAAUUAACAAUUAACAGCUGCAUUUUUACAUUUGUGAUUGUAUAUAUUUGUAUUUUAACGUAAUAAAUAUGUAAAAAAAUGCUAAUUUUUCAUUAACGUUGUUAACUAAUGGGAUCUUAUUGUAAAGUUUCACGUAAAGGACCAACACACUCUCAUUGCAAUUCAUAACUAUUAUGAGUUUUGGCUAAUUGGUGACUAAUUCAUAUGCUCUCAUAUGUAUUUAUAUAUAUAUAUAUAUAUUUUUUACGCAUUUCUGUACAAAUCACAUCAUACAAAUUCAUACUAUAAUCGCCACCAUGUACAGCAGUUACAUUUCCCUGUAAAGGUUAGAUUUGGCUGCUGUGCUGAUUGUAGAAAUGUUUUCUGGAACCUUGCAUAGAAAAAAUACAAUGAUCAAUCAUUUUCUGGAACCAGAGCUAUCGGUUUUAUAAAAUAAGUCCACAUAUAUUUACAAAAUGUUCUUAUUUUAGUGCUUUUGUAGUUGUUUAUAAAUAUAUAUUUGAAUUAUAUGCCAGUAAAAUAUUUAACUCCAAUUCCAGAGUCUCCUUGACAUUUAAUAUGCACAGUAUAAACCUGUUAAUGAACCAAAAAACUGAAGAAUCUUAGACCAACAUUAAAAAUUUAUUUGGAAAUAAAAAACAUUCAACCCAUUUCUAUACAUUACACAGAACUGCACAGCUUUACAUUCAUCACAAAUUCAGACAUUAGUCUUCAUUCUUGAAGGUAAUGUGUAAUUUCUGCACAAAUGGAACUGCAAAAAUAACUCUUUCCAAACAGGUUUCCCAAACACCCUUAAUCUGUUAUUGGUCAAACAGACAAACAGUCAUUCACACAAUAGUUGAACCGAUGUUUUCACAUUCACUUUCACUGUGCCGUUUAAUAUAAAAAAUGACAUACUUGAGCUUUACUUAAAGAGAUGCAGUAUAAAUUGCAAUUACCUUUUAUUCAGACAGAAAACCUGAUAAUGCAAACUUUUCUUCAUCUACUACUUCAUUUGCAUGCGCAGACAGGAAUGACAUUUCAGCUAAAAGAAUCACGGAACUUCAAUAACAGCACAGUACUAAUAAGCAAAAACUAUGCAUUUCAUUCUAUUGACCACGUUUCACUAGAUGAUGUUUUAAGUUAAGUAUAGUAAAUAAAACCAUUAAAAGGGAGUCCAUGGCUGCCGGUUCAUUUGCAUUGAUAAAAUAUAGUCAAUCCUCAAUUACAGGGAGAAACCCAUAGCCUCACCAGCAUCUUACUGGACACAGUCAUAACAGUAUUAAAAUUGAAAUAUAUCUCUAUGCAAGGCACAGUACUGUAACUGAUAUGAAGAUACAAAAAUAUGAUGGACAGACAGCAGAUUGUUUAGGGCGAAU